UGCCUGACCGAGCGCCUUCAGCUAGGUGAGUCCACUAAAACAUAUGGUCAGCCUCCAAUGUCGAAAACUUAGUGCUAUUUAUUUUGGGGAUUUAUUUACCGCUACAAUAUGGUCUCGGUUUUUGAACCUUCUUACAAUGUCCUCUCAGAUGAGCAGUCCUAGAGUGAAGAAAAAUUUAAGACAUAACGGUACUAAAAUAAUCGUUUGUGUUCGGUAAGUUAGUAUCAUAUCAGCCUAUAACCUGCGGCAAAAUAAAAGAACUAGGUUAAUUCGUCUCCGUCUGUCUUCAUAAUAUAGGCGAGAGACCAUUUAGCAUUCUGAUUCCUCGCCAUUGAAUUAGUUUCAAAAAGGAUUCUCUGUUUGAAUCCUAUAUUCCGAAUGCAGCCUCACAAAAUUUGUGUAUUGAAGAUUGUGGUGAAAUGAAGUUUGGUCGUGUAUCAGUUUAAAAUGCUGAAAUAUAUUUCACGGUUUACGAGGUUUUAUCGUUAUCGUGUUUACAGUUUAUUGUGUACUCAAUCUAGUCCUCGAAUUUCGCCAACAUUUACCAAAACUUUGUCUCUUACUGUAUCAUUUACUUGGUGGCCAUUGGAAUUAUGGAAAAAUAAAGAUAUACACGAACAGUGUCAACAACUAUUCAAUGAUUCGUUAUUUCAUAUAGCUACGGGUGAAUUCAGUGUGGCAAAUGAUAAAUUACAUGAACUACUGUGGUUUGUCAACCAGUCUUAUCAAAAUCAUGAGUUAACCAAUCGCGAAUACAUCGAUAAACGUGCACGGAUAUGUUCCGAGAUGGCAAAUCUAAAUCUCCUUAUGGGAAAUUAUUUAGAAGCAGAAAAAUUAAUUAAACAGACAAUGGAGGAUUGUUUAACAGCCAAAAUAUCACCGAAUGAUGCUAUGUUUAUUGAGCUGUCACUUAAAAUGUCCAUGCUUUUCGAAAAGUCUGGUAGAUUAGAUGAUGCUGAGAAGGGUUUUCGAUUUUGUAUAGAAAACCAAGAGGAAAAGUUAACAAGUUUCGAUGAAAGUAUCGACCAUAUAAAUGAAAAAGCUUUACUGGGAAUGUGUUGUAAUUAUUUCGCCAAAUUUCUCUUUGCUAAUCAAAGACAAACAGAAGCUUUAGUUUAUGCUCAACGAGCUUAUGAAAUUGCCAGUCAAAUUUAUCCUUUAGACCAUGCAAACUGUUUAAAUUUAUUAAUUGAUAUUAGCGUUAUCUAUGCUGAUUUAAAUGUAUUUACAGAGUCUCAACGUAUUCUUGAACAAGUUAUUCAAACAAGUCAAACCAAGUAUCAAUUUUUCAUUGAUAAUUACUCUAACGAUAAUGAACUACUGAAAUCAAACGUUUCAAAACAACGUGAAAUGCAUGAAAUUGUGUAUACUCUAAUACAUUCAAUAUUACAAUUAGCCGUUGUUAACUUAAUGUCGAAAAAACUAGAAUUUGUGAACCAGUUAUUAUUACAAGCUGAUCACAUUAUUAAUCAAAUUGAUCAAUUGGGUUUAAAAGUCUCUACGCACCGUAAACUUAUUAAUGAUUUCAAAAUGGAACAUCAUUUUCAAAUCUAGAAAUGUUUUCGACUCCCUCAUCUUUGUUGUUUCUUUCUUCAAUUUUGUAUAGAGAUUUAUAUGAAUGUAUUUUAGAGUGAGUUAUAUUAUAAAUGACUGAAAUUGUAUAUUUGAGUGACGUGACAAGGUUACUUUCUUAUGUUCACGAUAAUUGCUGCAAAUCAUUCUUUUUUCAUACCUAUUUAUCAUUAUAUCUUGUUGAUAAGUACCGCUUAAAUGCUCUUUAUAGUUUUACAAUUCAGUUUGUUUUACUAUUAUGAGUCCGAAAUCCCUAAUUCCCUUCAUAACCUUUGCUCUUUUCUGGCUGGGUACUUUAUGAUUCAGUGUUACAUCAUUUGUUACAAGAUCACUAACAUAGAUUAUAUUUUCAAACAAGUACAGUAAUACUACUUCUUGUAGGUAAAAUAAAACUAUAUACAAAAUGUCAGCUUGUUAGGUAUGUAUAUUAAUAACGUUUGUUACAUCCGAAGAAUAAAUGAAUGGUAACUGCUAGGAAUUAUUUAUUUAUUUUUAUUGGGUAACUAUAAGAAACUAGAAUAUAUGUAUUCGUAUCCCUUCUAUUAUGAGCUUUCAUUUGACCUUUUGGCUACUGCAAUACGACUUACCACUCUUAACUUAUUCCCGAUUUAUCAGUUGCAGUAUCUCACACAAACACUUUUGACUUUAUCUUGCUUAAUUAUUAUUCCUCAUUUUAUGGUGUGAUGUAGUCUGGUCUGCUUGUAUAUAAGCCUAGUAUAUCUGAAUCAUACGAUUCAGUAAGAGUCUGAAAUCGUUUUCUGGACUGAACGGGCUGGGUUAGGUGAGGACCAAUAAGGAC
This is a messenger RNA of Schistosoma curassoni, 2371 nucleotides long. The record is from the annotation of a GenBank genome assembly. NCBI's taxonomy places the organism in Eukaryota, Metazoa, Platyhelminthes, Trematoda, Strigeidida, Schistosomatidae.